Molecule: messenger RNA, 1880 nt
Organism: Drosophila grimshawi
Lineage: Eukaryota; Metazoa; Arthropoda; Insecta; Diptera; Drosophilidae
Product: polycystic kidney disease 2-like 1 protein
Exons: 8
Coding region: 54-1871 (605 amino acids)
Biological process (GO): detection of mechanical stimulus
Cellular component (GO): membrane
Molecular function (GO): calcium ion binding; calcium channel activity
Source: RefSeq, a predicted model, not a curated record
GAAGUAAUCUGUAAUUGAUUUUGAAACUUAUCAAAUUUAAGUUUACGGAAAAAAUGUCGAAAGGAAAUCGCAAUCAUUCCACCUACGGCACUAUUAAUUAUACAACCGAGGAGGGUACCAAAAACUCAUUGGUGCAAUUUAUCAUCUUCUCUAUCUACUUGAUAUGUCUAACGUUAUCUAGCAAGGGAUUGACAACCCAUCAACAACAUUAUUUCAAUCUGGGAAUGCUAAAAUCAUUUAAAAGGACCUUUUAUAUGCCCGGAAAUGUGGUUAUUUCAUUCGAUAAGGUCAUCACAAUACCGGAUUUCUGGAAUUAUAUAGAGUACGCAGUGAUUCCUAUGCUUCAUGGCGUCGUCUUUGAUGAGACCGUUGAUUGGAAGCCCCAUUGGGUAACCAAUAGACCAAAUCUAUAUGGACGCUUAUUCCUUAAUGAAAGUGUGUUACUUCAACCACCGAGACUACGACAAAUCCGUGUAAGGAAUGACACCUGCUUUAAGCACAUAGCUUUCGAGCGAUACUCUGCAACAUGCAUGGCGGCCUACUCGAGUGACGCUGAGUCCAAAGAACCAUUUUAUAAGGGCACUGAGUUUAAGACGAUGAAACAACUGAAAGUCUCACCUAUUAGGGGCGUGGUACACACCUAUGCCAGCGGAGGCUAUGUGCAGCAAUUAUCCUUUAAAAAGGAUGUGAAUGUGGGCGUCAUACGACAUCUUAAAAACAUUAAAUGGUUGGAUCGUGCCUCGCGUCUCGUAGUAUUUGAGUUAAAAUUGAUCAAUUUGAAUUUAGAUCUACUGCAGUCCAUUAAAAUAAUUUUCGAGAUAAUGCCGACUGGCCUGAUAAAUCACUUGUAUCGAUCGCGUUGCCAUUACACGGAUCUAAUGCCCCCUGCAUCGAGGUCGCUUAUAUUACCAUGUGCCUCUGUUGUGUAUAUAAUUAACUUUUAUUACACAUUUGUCGAGAUCAAGAUACUUUAUCUCAAUGGUUGGAGGCAUUAUUUCAAAAAAUUAUCAAUCUUCUUGAUUCUGCCUAGAAUAUUUAUUGUUCAUACAUCGCUUAUGUAUUCUAUUUAUAUAUUUUUCUAUUAUGAGAGAUUUCGCGAUGCUGAUCGCUAUUUUGAUGCAUUGGAUUAUGUAAACUACACAUAUUCGUUGCAUCGGGACUCAAUUGGAAUAUUGUUAUUUUUCUCAUGGAUUUCAUUGCUUAAGUUUAUGGACUUUAAUCCAGUGCUACGGACAAUGGGAUUGGCAAUGCAUAUAGCUUCCAGGGACCUGGGUGCAUUUGCAAUCAUGUUCCUUAUUGCGUUUGUUGCCUUUGCAAAUCUGGGCUUACUACUUUUCGGAGGCGAGAAUGUGAAUUUUAAAGAUUUUCCAACAGCUUUUAUAACAAUGGUGCGCAUGUUGGUUUCCGAUUUCGAUUAUUUUCAACUGGAAGAAGAAUCUCAAAUACUGGGUCCAAUAUUCUUUUUGACUUACGUGUUGUUAAUAUUUUUCGUAUCAAUGAAUAUGUUCCUUGCCUCUAUCGUAAUGUCUUAUAAAACAGCCACAGCAACGAUCGCUUUCAAGCCGUCAUUUUUGUUGUACUUUGUUAGAAAGCAACUCUAUCGGCUGUCUAAUGGUAUCAUAUCGGCUCCCCAUUAUCCAAAAUGGGCUAAUAAAUAUUCACAAAAUAACUCACUCGAUGAAAAAAAGCUUGAUGAAUUGAAUAUACGGAAGGAAUAUAUGGAAAUCGAGUCAGAUUUGGAUGUUUUGUUUGCACGCUUGGAAGUUAUGCAGAAUAUCUUGUAUCGUCUACAUAAUAAUAUUGGAGACAUAGUAGCAAAGACGUUGACUGAAAACAAAAAACUAAAUAAGAAGAAAAUGCAAAAUAAAUAAGUAUUAUGC